CAUUAAGUCAGGUCAGGCUCACGUCACUGCCGGAUGGAACCUAUGUUGUCGGUUAUUAAGGUAGAUUGAGAGUUUCAGGAAGAGUACUUACAUGAACUUUGUUGCGAGUGCUUUGGCCUGUUUCUACUUCCUUUUUCCUCCUGGGGAGCUGGAAGGUGAUGCCAUUAUCGCUGGUGUGCUCUAUGACAUAGGACAGCGUUUGCAUAGUCUUCACGGUUGGCUAGGUAAGUAUGUUCGGCAAAGCACCAUGAAGAGAUCUCGAUCAACAGUUCUUUCAGUCUACAUCAGGAACAAUCAUCAUGAUGAGAGGUCAGCACAGUAUGUCGGAUUCACCAUUGGAGGAUACCCUUCCUUUUGAUGAGACAAGCAUCGCCCAUUUCACGCCGCAUGGCUUUUUGAAAGCCCCAAUAGAUAAAGUUAUGCG
Messenger RNA from Aspergillus welwitschiae, 424 nucleotides. RefSeq lists its product as uncharacterized. The transcript has a single exon. The record is from RefSeq and is a predicted model, not a curated record. Bases 92 to 358 code for a protein of 88 amino acids. Lineage: Eukaryota; Fungi; Ascomycota; Eurotiomycetes; Eurotiales; Aspergillaceae.